AUGAGGGCCAAAGAUGUCGAUCCAGAUAACCCCUCUGCAUCUGAUCCAAAGCCCCCUCCUUCUUCUAUCAAACAUCCUCCGCGCCCACAGUCCAUCAGCGAGAACCCGUUUGCUGGUAACUCUGCCACUGCCCGACAAAAUAACGAUGUUGAGGCGUACGCUGGCGAUCUAAUAUUCGAAAAGGAUAGCCUCUGCAACGACGGCCAGAAACGCUCCCUUGAGAUCGCUGCGUGGGAUGCGUUGACGCCUGCCAACUUUGGAGCGAAGCGUCCAGUAUCUGCAAGAGAAAUUGCGACCUGGAGAGCUUAUAUCGGUCCCGACUUCUCUACGCAGCAGGACCGUAUAGUUGUUAGCUGCAAAGACACCAAGAACUGGUGCAGCACCAGGAUCGACGGCAAAUCAGUCGGCGGCUACGCCUGGACAAAGGAAACCUGGUUUGGGUCGUACCAGCACAUCACCCUAUGCCCGGUUUACUUUGGCCUCGACUCCCUCGAAGAAAAGUUCGAGAUGAUCGAGAAGGGUCUGGCGUCAGGUGAGACUAAGUAUGCCGAACAGGCAGAGUGGCAGAAGAACAAGGGCCAAUUUUUCUUACAUGAAAUGAUGCACCUCAAGGCCGUGGGCGAUCCUGACAUUGGCGACGAACGCGUCGAGGAGACUGGACGGGGACCAAUGGCAUAUGGUCCUCACCUAUACUUCUACGAUGCAACGGGCUAUUUCCCUAGGCCGCCGAAGUUUAGGGACAUUGCCGACAUCGACAACAUCUCGGCCGAGGAUGAAGAUCGUGCUCGAGAUAUCUUCCCCGUUUACCUCGGAGAAUCCCAGGGCGAUACCAGUGACGAGGAGGUCCAGAAACGUUUCCAAGCUGAGCUUGAUGGCAUGCGAACUGCCCCACCAACUACGACCAAUCCUCCCGCAGACUUAUGCAAGAGCGACAAUGACUGCUCUUCACCGCUAUGCGCUGGUGGUGGCGUUGUCUAUUCUUGCAUUCAAGGCACUUGCCAAUGCGGAUCCCCUGAGCCGCCGGCGCCGGCACCUAUUAACACUCCUCCUGCUGGCACAAGGUGUUAUGAAAACGUUUCGGAGGCUGAGUGUACGGGCAACUAUGAGUGUCCUAUUCGAAUGAAGCCUGGCAUGCCAUCCUCCAUGCCUGCUGAGGGAACAGCGAGCUGGGGCGAAAUGACGCCACUCGACCGUUGGCGCAAUUCGCCGCCCGACGAGGAGCCUGUGUCCUGGGACGCUAUCUCAAAGGCCAUCGGGAAUGGCGGCGUGUCAUAUGGCACCUCUCAGCGAAUCAUCUGCGGCAACACCUACGCCAAACUCACGGUAUCAGCGAUGAUGAAGGACUGGAAGGGGUGCCGUGGCCUGGAAGCGGCCGUUGCACUCCUGGUUGAGAACGCCAUGCCUCCGUAUCUCAUUGGUCUUGAAUCUAAUGACUUGGAACCCUUCAGCGCCUCGCAUAAGAACCAAGAGGGUUGUGGCCUUGAAGAAGGGCGCCCCUCAGUUCACCCAACGCGGUUCGAAAUGCUCACGGCACAUUUGGGGGAGUUUGUGAAGAUCAAAAAGGGUAGUGGCAUCUCUAUUACCGAUGAAAUGUUACAACGCGAGGCGAGGAUGAUACUCUAUGGAGAAGACGACCCGUGGAACCAGACACCGGCCGAUAACCCCGAAUGGCUCAAUCUAUUCAAGACUGGCUACGGCUUGUGCACGCCUUGGGGCCUACAUCCUGACCCUACUAUACUAUCGACCACGAACGAAGGAACAUUGGGGACGCAGACCGACGCGGAGGCUGCAGUCUUUUCACCUUUCACUCUAGAUAAGAUGCGCCAAGCCGCCAUGUCUGGUGGGACUAUCAACACCAUUAACUUCUGCGAGGCGGCCCAAUGGGACCGACCAGAGUGCAACCUACAGGUGCCCUUGGCUUGGCAGACACCCGAGUGCCUUGCAGAAUUCCGCUUAAUGGGCCUACUUCCGUCACUCUCGGGGACAGAUAUGGCCAUCAACUCGGUGAGUGCUACGGACAGUUUCGAUGUAACUUGCGGAAAGAAUCCUAGCAUGAGUGCCUACGAGAGUUCAUUCAUGAACUCCUGCACUACGGGUGUAUUCGCAGACCAGGAUGUGGCGCAUUCUACAAUCGUCGAGGGAGAUUUUGUCCCACACCUCGACAAACAUAGCCUCAUCGCCCUCCGAGCUACAUCCCUCCACUUCUCUAUUCUCGCCCUCCCCUACAUGGCCCAUCUCGUCGCGCACGAAACCCACCUUCCUUCGCCUUCAAAAGCCUACCUACCCCUUCUCGCCAAAUCCUGUCUCCACGAAACCAUGUCCUUACUCCUCUCCUUCAACCCAGCUCUUCAAGGCAGAACCGAAGACGGAGAAACUGCGCUGCAUAUUGCGGCGCGGAAAGGCUGCCUCAUCUGCCUCCGCCAGCUCAUCAAUUCGGGUAUGGAUGUCGACUGCGAGAACUCCAAAGCUUGGACAGCGUUGAUGGUGGCGGCUAGGUACGGUCAGGUUGAGGCGGCCGACGAACUAAUUCGGGCUGGUGCUAGAUGGAAGUUGCAUGUUCGCUGGUCGAUGCUGGAGCUAAUGUGA
Messenger RNA from Scedosporium apiospermum, 2586 nucleotides. RefSeq lists its product as uncharacterized. Gene Ontology annotation, molecular function: metallopeptidase activity; protein binding. The record is from RefSeq and is a predicted model, not a curated record. Lineage: Eukaryota; Fungi; Ascomycota; Sordariomycetes; Microascales; Microascaceae. Gene Ontology annotation, cellular component: cytoplasm. Bases 1 to 2586 code for a protein of 861 amino acids. The transcript has 11 exons.